AAUUCACAUUCACAUCCACAUUUCUCACAUUUUAGUUUUCGAACUUCAGAAACUUUCCUUUUCUCUCAAAACAAACAAAAACAGAAACAAUCUUUCUUCCGAUUUUCUUGAGAAAAUUUCUCCAUCACCAUGAGCAACGAAUACGAUUACCUGUUCAAGCUUCUACUAAUCGGAGACUCCUCUGUCGGCAAGUCCUGUCUGCUUCUCCGAUUUGCUGAUGACUCUUAUGUUGAUAGCUACAUCAGUACCAUUGGAGUUGAUUUUAAAAUUAGAACUGUUGAGCUGGAUGGGAAGACAAUCAAGCUGCAGAUUUGGGACACUGCUGGACAGGAGCGGUUCCGUACUAUCACAAGCAGUUAUUACCGAGGAGCCCACGGGAUUAUUAUUGUCUAUGAUGUCACUGAGAUGGAAAGCUUCAAUAAUGUGAAGCAGUGGUUGAAUGAAAUCGAUAGAUAUGCAAAUGACAGUGUAUGCAAGCUUCUAGUUGGGAAUAAAUGUGAUUUAGUUGAGAACAAGGUUGUAGACACGCAAACAGCAAAGGCAUUUGCAGAAGAGCUGGGGAUUCCUUUCCUUGAGACAAGUGCUAAAGAUUCAAUCAAUGUGGAGCAGGCUUUCUUAACCAUGGCUGACGAGAUCAAGAAAAAAAUGGGUAACCAGCCAACGGGGAACAAGUCUACAGGAACUGUGCAGAUGAAGGGACAGCCAAUCCAGCAAAAGGGUAACUGCUGUGGUUAGAGUUAGUGUUGUAAUACUAAACUAUGUUAGAAGAUUGUAAGACUGUUUAACUUUGUUGACUUCGUUAUUAUAUGAAUCUCUUAAAACUGUUAUA
This is a messenger RNA of Pistacia vera, 829 nucleotides long. Its product is annotated as ras-related protein RABD1. The coding region runs from base 130 to 735 and encodes 201 amino acids. The record is from RefSeq and is a predicted model, not a curated record. Gene Ontology annotation, molecular function: GTP binding; GTPase activity. Lineage: Eukaryota; Viridiplantae; Streptophyta; Magnoliopsida; Sapindales; Anacardiaceae. The transcript is spliced from 8 exons.